AUGGGGAAGACUGAUUUGACAGUUGCCCUGAUCAUUGGUACCCUGCACAUGGAGGAGAGACCAGAGGCAGUACUGAGUGUAUCUCCACAGAGCUGGCUGACUGAAGGAGACUCAGUGACUCUAAACUGUGAGGUUAAAGACUCCUCUACAGACUGGACAUUCAGCUGGUACAGACAUCUUACUUACAGAGAUGGCCUACUUCAAUUAAAAAAUAAUAAUGGCUAUGUGGAGCUUCUCUCAGUCAACAGCAGAGGAUCUGGAGGCAACUACACUCUCAGUCCUGCUGCUCUUAAUCACACAGGAGUUUAUAGGUGCAGAGGAAAGAGAAAAAAACAAUUCUUUACAAAGUUCAGCAAACCACAGCCAGUAUGGAUCACUGGUGAAUCUCCUCCAGUCUCUCUGAUCAUCAAUCCCAGCAGAACUCAACACUUUACUGGUGACUCUCUCUCACUGAGCUGUGAGGACCAGAGUAACUCUACUGGAUGGACAGUGAGACGAUACACACACAGUGAGGGAGUGUCAGAUUGUUCACAGUGGGGAUCUGUUACAGGCUCUACAUGUAAAAUCAGCUUCCUCUCCACAUCACACACUGGAGUUUACUGGUGUGAGUCUGAAUCUGGAGAAAACAGUAAUCCUGUCAACAUCACAGUGCAUCCAUCACAUGUAGAAGCUCCAUUCUCAGUGCUCAUGCUGAUCAGUAGUAUAGUGACGGCCUCUCCAUAUCUGCUGGUCACCAUCAUUCUGCUGAUCAAAUGUUACAGAGCUCGAGAAGACUUCGCCGCCUAUUGA
This is a messenger RNA of Clarias gariepinus (North African catfish), 789 nucleotides long. Its product is annotated as leukocyte immunoglobulin-like receptor subfamily B member 1. Gene Ontology annotation, biological process: cell surface receptor signaling pathway. Gene Ontology annotation, molecular function: transmembrane signaling receptor activity. The transcript is spliced from 5 exons. NCBI's taxonomy places the organism in Eukaryota, Metazoa, Chordata, Actinopteri, Siluriformes, Clariidae. The record is from RefSeq and is a predicted model, not a curated record. The coding region runs from base 1 to 789 and encodes 262 amino acids.